Molecule: messenger RNA, 2827 nt
Organism: Lactuca virosa
Lineage: Eukaryota; Viridiplantae; Streptophyta; Magnoliopsida; Asterales; Asteraceae
Source: the annotation of a GenBank genome assembly
AUGGGGAUAGACUACUUGAAAGUGAAAACCUCCAUCAAUCCUAGGUUAAGCUCCGGCGAUGUGGCUGGAUUCAAACUGCUGUUUUCAUUGGCGAUUAUCUAUGGAUUGUUGUCGACGGUAGCGUAUUACGUUACGCACAUGAAAUUUAUUACGCCUUUAGGCAUCGACGCUCCUCUAGAUCGGUUUUCUGAAGCCAGAGCUGUUGAACACAUCCGCGUUUUGGCUCAUGAAAUUGACGGUCGUCAGGAAGGGCGUCAAGGUUUACAUGAUGCUGCCAAAUAUAUUAAGACACAAUUGAAAAUGCUGAAGGCUCGUGCUGGAUCUAAUGUAAGGAUUGAAAUAGAGCAAGAUGUAGUGAAUGGCUCUUUCAAUAUGAUGUUUUUAGGUCACAGCUUGUCCCUUGGAUAUAGGAAUCACACCAAUAUAGUAAUGAGGAUUUCUUCAUUAGAAUCAAAAGAUACAGACCCUUCCAUUUUAUUGAAUGGACAUUUUGAUAGUCCACCUGGAUCUCCAGGUGCUGGUGAUUGUGGUUCAUGUGUUGCAUCUAUAUUGGAGAUAGCAAGGCUAACAAUUGAUUCUGGCUGGGUUCCUCCUAAACCACUUAUUUUUCUGUUCAAUGGCGCAGAAGAACUUUUUAUGCUUGGUUCACAUGGCUUUAUAACAACUAAUAAAUGGCGCAAUACAAUUGGAGCUUUUAUAAAUUUGGAAGCAUCUGGGAAUGGAGGGCUUGAUUUUGUGUGUCAAUCUGGACCUGGGUCUUGGCCUUCAAAAGUCUAUGCUGAAUCCGCCAUACGGCCUAUGGGCAAUAGUGCAGCUCAGGACAUAUUUUCUUUUGUUCCUGGGGACACAGACUACAGAAUGUUUGCCACUGACUUUGGGGACAUUCCUGGGCUGGACAUUAUCUUUCUCCACGGGGGUUAUUUCUACCACACCUCAACUGAUUCGGUAGAAAGAUUAUUACCUGGAAGCAUCCAAGCUCGUGGGGAUAACUUAUUCAAUCUUGUCAAAGCCUUCACCAUUUCACCUAAUCUAAAAAAUGCACAUCAGAGGGGACUUUAUAGAGACUCUGGUGUUUCAAAAGAUGAUGAGCAGCAGCCUAUCUUUUUCGAUUACGUAUCAUGGUUCUUGGUUUACUAUUCUAGAAAGCAAGGGAUGAUAUUUCAUAGUAUGCCUGUUGCCAUCUUUCUACUUAUUCCAUUUUUUAUGUGGUUUUCAAAGUGUGGCCUGAAAUGCUCAUUUGCUGCCUUAUUUGACAACAUUAAAGGAAUCUUGUUUCAUCUUAUUGGGAUUAUUUUUGGAGUUAUAUUCCCAGUUGUCUUUUCUAUCUUGAGGUUGUUAUUCUCCGCACAGUCAAUGAACUGGUUUGCUCAUCCUUAUCUGGCUUAUAUGAUGUUUGUUCCAUGCUCACUUGCUGGGAUGUUAUUUCCAAGAAUCUGUUGGAACUAUUUUCCUCUCUCUCAAGCUCCUUAUCUUGUCAAAUCAUCAAAACAGGAACUUAUCGAUGAAUCCCGGUUCUGGGGUGCGUUUGGCUUAUAUGCACUCAUCAGCAUGGCUUAUUUUAGUGCUGGAUUAAGUGGAGGUUUCUUGACUUUAUCUUUAGCUGCUUUAAUGAUUCCUGCAUGGAUUUUCUUCCAUUUAUCUGUCAAGUAUUAUGGUCGUGAAUCACUAACGUCAGCAGCAUGUUUUUUGGUACCUACAUUACCUCUACUCUUACACAGUGUGUAUUUUUCGGUGUUUCUAGUCCAAUUUUUAAUUGAGAAAAUGGGUAUGAUGGGGUCCAUUCCUCCACCUCAUGGGUACUUUGUUCCUGAUGUUAUAGUGGCUGCAACUAUUGGAGCAUUGACCGGUGUGUGUGUGGGACCCAUUUUACCAGUUACUGGUCAUUGGUUGGCCAGAUCAUCUAUUAUGCAGUUCUUGUUACAUGCCACUGUGAUUUCCAUGGCCCUCUCUUCACAAUUUUUUCCAUACACAAUUGAUGCCCCAAAAAGGGUUAUUUUACAGCAUACAGUUGUCACUGCAGAUGCAGGACAAAUUGAUGACAUCAGCUUUGAUAUAUCUGUAUUGGACUCCAAUGCAUUACCUUUCCUUUUCAAACAUGCUCCUGAAGUAGCAAAACACCUCAAUAUAGAUUCAGAUUUUUCAUUCAACACCGCUAAUCAGUCUUACCGAGAGUCCUGGAUGGCAAUAUAUCCCCUGUCUGAUUUGUUUUCAAGAAGCUUGAAAUUCCCUGCUAAUAGAGAUGAAAUCUUGAAGAAUUAUAGUUAUUUUCCUCAUAUAUCAACUACUAAGCAACAAACUACCUCCAUUGAUGGGUCCCGCAGAGUUUACUUGGAAUUUUCUUUGGGUUCCUUGAAGGAGGUAUGGGUUACAGUCCUCAACGUUACAGGCCCAAUUUCCGGUUGGUCAUUUGCAAACGCUACCCUUCCAGCGCCUGAAAUUGUUAAAGGGGCCCCUCCAUCAUAUAUUUGUAGACUUAGUGGUGUAGCCAAGGAAAACUGGACCUUUUGGUUGGAGACAAAUAGUCCCGGAGAUAUUCGUAUUGAAGUUGGUGUUGUAGAACAAUACUUGAUGGAAUCAAUGAAGAAAUUAAAGAAUAGUUUUCCAGAGUGGGUGGAUGUCAUUGCAUUUUCAAGUUUUUUGUCCACGUAUAUCUUUUAGUUUAGUACCAAACUUACAUUUAUUUAUAUUGUGUUGUUUUAGUUUCAAACUGUCUUAAUAUCAUUUAUUUUAUGGUAGCAAUAUAGGUAGUCACUUUGUUAUAGUACUUGAAAAUGUGUUGAUUUGGUGAUACUCACAUCCUAUUUAUUGUCAUUUUAGUGAAUAGCUC